This is a messenger RNA of Paralichthys olivaceus (Japanese flounder), 1077 nucleotides long. Its product is annotated as complement C1q subcomponent subunit C-like. The record is from RefSeq and is a predicted model, not a curated record. Gene Ontology annotation, molecular function: protein binding. Lineage: Eukaryota; Metazoa; Chordata; Actinopteri; Pleuronectiformes; Paralichthyidae.
UGUGUGUGUGUGUGUGUGUGUGUCAGCGAGUCUUUCAUUGCAGCUCCAGAUCUCUGCUGGUGACACAGACACCUCGGCUGUUACUGGACCAUGGCAGGUUAUUAUGGGAUGGUGGUUCUGGUGGGUGUGGCUUGGCUUGUGAUGGCGGCCCAAUGCGACGUGAGCUGCGGAGGACGAGACGGACGUGAAGGAGUGGCAGGAUCCCCCGGCAGGGAUGGGUGGCCUGGAGUGAAGGGAGAGAAAGGAGAGCCAGCUGUGGUGGCCGGCAGUUCACUUGAUGCAGGUGUCCUACUCUUGAAGGGGGAGAUGGGAAAUCGAGGUUUGCAAGGACCAAUGGGUCCUAAAGGCUUCCGUGGAAAUCUGGGAGCAGCAGGUCUGCCAGGACUACCCGGCUCCCCUGGCCCUGAGGGGAGGAGCAGCGGCCAUGGUCAACACUCCCCUCAGGAUGCCCGUUCAGCUUUCUCAGUGAUCAGGACUGACAACAGCUACCCUUCACUCAACAAGCCUGUGACCUUCCAGAUGACUGCGGUCAACAACCCUGGAGACUUCACUGCAGCCACUGGUUACUUCACCUGCAGAGUACCUGGCAUUUUUUACUUCACUUUUCACUCUGUGGCCAAGGUCAGCUUGUGUCUGCGUAUUGCCAGCGAGGCUCUGACCGACAAGCUGGGAUUCUGUGAUUACAACAUUAACAAUGAUCAGGUGCUGUCAGGCGGCGUGGUUCUACAGCUGGCGGCCGGACAGAGGGUUUGGCUCGAGUCCUUCAGGGACCAGCAGACGGCUGAAGAUUUAAAAGACACGCAAGAAAAAAAGAUCAUCUUCAACGGCUUCCAGCUCUUCUCCUAACGUUCCGGCUGUAAACUCGCCACUGCCGGAGUCAGCAGAGAAAACCUGGGGCUGAAUUUAACUAAAAGAAUCACCAUUUCAUUUCUGAAUUGAACCAUGACAUUGUCGUUGGUUUCUCUAGCUUCACUCGUUCACCUGAUUUGUCUCCUUGUUCCUGAUGCUGUAAAUCCUGUUUGAAGGUUUGACUGUUUCUGUGAAUGCAACCAAAACAAAAUAAAAGUUUAGUGUUGA